Messenger RNA from Bacillus rossius redtenbacheri, 2662 nucleotides. It is a transcript of the gene MED16, whose product is annotated as mediator of RNA polymerase II transcription subunit 16. Gene Ontology annotation, cellular component: mediator complex. Bases 84 to 2528 code for a protein of 814 amino acids. The transcript is spliced from 14 exons. The record is from RefSeq and is a predicted model, not a curated record. Lineage: Eukaryota; Metazoa; Arthropoda; Insecta; Phasmatodea; Bacillidae. Gene Ontology annotation, biological process: positive regulation of DNA-templated transcription.
UUUUAAUCUAUGACUUUGAAUGUAAUCAUUUUGUUGGGGUUAAGUAUGGUUAUUUACAACAAAUAAAUUUUUUGCUAUUGCGGAUGGAUUUAGUGUAUUCAGUUACGAGGAAGUACACGAGUACUUCGGUUAAGUCUCUUCAAAACUAUGAGUGCCUUCACGAAGGCCAUACACUUUGCUGUGUCUCAAGUAAGAACAUAGUCGCUUUUACUACGAAGACAGAACUCGAUGACAUAACAGGAAAAUCAUGGGGUUCUCAUGUUUACGUGGCUGAUCUCAAUACACCAUGGUGGACGCACAAGGUGGUGUCGAGCCGGGCGGAGGUGACGGCGCUGGAGUGGGACCUGCACGGGGACAAGCUGCUGGUGGCAGACCUGGCGGGCAGCGUGCAGCUGUGGACGCUCGGGGACCACGCGCUCAAUGACUGGACCUGCCUCGGCACGGCCACCUUCGCCGGCGAGCACAUCCUGGGGGCCGCCUUCUUCCACAACGGCAAGAAGGUGAGCCUGGUGGCGGAGAAGAAGGACAGCCCGCUGUACAGCGACAAGUUCGGCCAGGCGCGCUUCCUGCCGUCGGCGCGGCACUGGGGCGGCCAGGCCACGGAGGGCUGCCUGGUGGUGUCCACCACGGGGCUGGUGGGGGCGGUGGUGGUGUGCCGCCAGGCCACGGGCGCCCCGCAGCUGCUCACCACCACGGAGAGCCUGGCCAACACGCGCGGCCGCGUCACGGCCGUCGACGUGUGCCACGGCAAGAACGGCCACUUCCUGGUGGCGGUGAGCAGCGGCAGCGCCAGCCUGCCGGUGCAGUGCUUCCGGGUGUCGGUGGGCCAGGCGGAGGACAAGUGCAGCGUGGUGUCCCAGGCGCUGCCCAGCUUCUUCCUGCAGCCGCGUCCCUCCAAGGACUCCCAGUGCAGGCACGUGGUGCAGCUCAAGUUCGUGGUGCGGGAGGACGCCGACUCGCUGGUGGUGGCAGCCAACGGGGACGCCGGCUGCCGGGUGGAGAUCUGGGAGCUGCGCGAGAAGGCCGUGCAGAUUCACAAGAUGUUCCAGCCCAAGACGCACCCCGCCCCGGCCGAGCCCUUCAAGGUGGUGGUGUGGCAGCAGCAGUCGCACUUCAGCGCGCCCUCGCCGGUGGUGUGCGUGACCACGUCCAAGCUGUCCCUCACCACGGCCACGCCGCCGCCCUUCUACGUGAUGGUGGCCCUGGGCGACGGCUCCAUCCACUGCCUGUACCGCGACCUGCUCAAGCAGAUCGCCAGCACGUCCCUGAACCUGAGCUGGAGGCACGAGGAGGCGGGCGGGGGGAAGCAGCAGCGACUGUCGCCACGCAUCUCGCACCUGGACAUGAGCUGGCUGGGCUGCGUGCUGCUGGCUGCGGACACCCUGGGGCAGCUCUACCUCUACCGCCUCCUGCCCGUCGCCGAGCCAGUGUGCGUGGUGGGGGGGCCCAUGACGGUGCCCUACGCUUGCACGCUCCUCGAGUACUGCCUGCUGACCAACUUCGACUGGUGGGACCUGUUGGUGUCGCUGCGGCCGUCCAUGAUGGACACCGUGUGCGAGCGCUUCACGGAGAGCUUCAACCGCCAGCCGCCCGCCGUGCAGCACUUCUACUACGUGCAGUUCCUCAACAUCAAGACCUCCCUCUACAGGUUGACGAUGUACGGGCAGACGAAGGCAGCCGAUCUCACGUCGCUGCUGAUGCUGCGCUCUGUUGCCACGGCUUUCGAAACACUGCUGCGACCGUCCGACCUCUCCAGCCACGACAAGAGUCCGGCGGAGAGCUUGGCCGCGGUGAUGACGGAGAGCCACACGGACGUGGACAAGGUCCUGCUGCACCUGGAGGCCAAGGAGUUCACGGUGGAGCCCAGCACCCUGCAGUCGCUGCAGCAGCUCAUCCAGUGGGUGGCCGACCUGGCCAUGAACCUGCUGGCCCGCCUCCCGGAGCAGCGCCAGCAGUGCGAGCUGCUGCGGGACCACAAGGCCCUCAACACGCUGCGGGAGCUGCUGGUGAUAGUGCGAGUGUGGGGGCUGCUGCGGCAGAGCUGUCUGCCCGUGUUCGUGCGCAGCUCGGAGAGCCUGGACGUGCUGGCUCUGCUCUUCAAGCUGCUGUCGCGGCUGGUGCAGAGCCAGGAGCCCGACGACAACCUCCUGGACGACUGCUGCCUGCUGCCCAGCCAGGUGCUGAUCCCGCAGCUGCGCUCGCCCUGCAAGGUGGUGGCCGUCGCCUCGCCGCCCCUCUUCUUCCUGGCCCUGCCCGUCCAGCUGCAGUUCGGAGUGGAGCCGGACUGCCUGGGCUUCGUGCCCGACCUGAGCCCCGUGGAGGGCACCAUGCAGCCCGACCAGAAGAUAGACGGCAUCCGCCACAUCUACCUGGGCAAGCAGCCGCCCCUCUACAAGCAGUGCUGCAGGUGCUCGGAGAAGGCCCAGGUGCACUGCACUUCGCGGCUGGCGGCCGUGCGAGCGUGGGACCAGCGCUGGAUCCGAGCCUGCCAUUGUGGUGGCCUCUGGUGGAUCCACCGGUUCACCUGAGAGCCCCCACGACCAGCCGGCCAUGGGCAACGGCCUCGGUUGUGAGGUGCGACAGUGAACAUUGGCACCAACGUAACUGGUGAUGACAUUACUACAGUUGGCACUACAGUAAAAUGAACAUAUUUUUGUUUCAA